CGGAUCUUGGAUCAGUCGUAAGAGUGGAAGAGAAGUGAACUUUUCAUCGUUUCAGAGUUGAUGGAAGAGGAAGAAGCUUGAUUAUGUAAACUGGAACCAGAGGGGAUAAAAAGAAGGAUCGAGGUUAAGAGCUCUGUCUGAGCUGCAGCACUCCGCCAAGUCUGGACUUGCUUUCCCAAUCCAGGCAGCUUUAUUACACAGGUGUGUUCAGGCAUCCCACCCAUCUUUCUGUUCCUGAAUAUGGCACAGCAGGAAGAACCUCUCUAUGAUUUUCCAGAGCCCACCAAGCCCUCACAGCGUAAGUUCAUGGGGCAUCAAAGAAGCAGAGGAUCUCUGAGGAGCAUCAGUGUGCUGGACCGUCUCCUGCUCACUGUUCCUGUUUGGCUCCAGCUGUCAAUCAACCCUGCCACUGCACUCCACAUACUCCAGAGGGAGCCUCCUGGGACCUUCCUAGUGCGAAAGUCUCGCACAUCCCAAAGGAAUGUCCUGUGUGUCCGUUUGGCAGAUGACAGCGUCCCAUCCUUUGUUCAGCAGUUUGGCAUCAGGGAGGAGAGCUCCAGUAAAACUCUGUGUCUGGAAACUUCAGCCAUCAGCUUUCCAGAUCUUCCAAGACUUAUUUCCUUCUAUUGUGUCAGCAGAGAUGUACUGCCCUUCCCUCUGGAGCUUCCUGAAGCUAUUGCAAGGGCGUCAUCCCACAAAGAGCUGGAGUCCAUUUCACAUAUGGGAGUAGAGUUCUGGAACUCACACCUAAAUGUACGAGGGCCUCGAGAAGCUCCACAGUCACAGGAAAACCAGGAGAAGACACCCAUACCUGAAACCCCGGCUCCUCCCUCUGCUGCUCCACCAACUAGCUCCACAGCUCUGCCUGAUUCAGCUCCCCAGCCUGACUCUGAGUCGGCACCCAAAUCAGACUCCAAACCACCUGGUCCUGGUUCCACCCUGUUUCAUGAGUUUUGUCCGAUCACAACUCGCAGCCCCCAAGAGCUGGACUGUGGCUCUGGCCUGGGUGCUCUCUGUUUCAUCAACCCUCUUUUUCUGCAGUCCCAGAACCCUCUGUCCCGACGGCGCAUGUUCAAACGGAGCCUCAAGGUCCGCGUUUCCACAGAGACAUCGUCCUUGCUUUCACCCCCACUUAUUCCUCCUCCUCCACCUCCUCUAAUGCCCAAAACCAGAGGGAGAUGUAAAGCCCAGAAACAGGGAAAUAAAAACACUCAGAUUGAUCCCACAAUUCAGGACUGCUCCACUGAGGGCAGCCCAAAGCCUCCCUCAGCUGCUCCUCUCUUUCAGAAUGAGAUGCAGGAGCACGAGGAGGCUGCAGAUCAGCUACCACCAGUGAUGGGGAACCUUUUAGAGGACUCAGACUACAUGCAGCCCCCUUCAACAAUCACGACCUCCCAUACUCCUUCACUCUCUCCUUACCUCUCCCCUUCUGUCCCACCAAUGGCGCCUCCCAUUUUCCCCAAAGUAUCCCAAUCCUUCUCUCCUCAUGACUCUCCCGGUGCGUCUCCCUCUCUCUCUCCUUACCAAUCUCCAUGUCUUUCUCCCAGGGCGCUGUCUUCCCUCUCCCCGUAUGAGUCACCCAAUGCCUCUCCCUCCGUGUCGCCAUCUCCUUCUCCUCAAGUCCCCUUCUCACUCUCUCCCUUCACCUCUCCAGCUUUCCCUGACCUGGUGGAGCAGGUCUAUCACACACCUGUGUCUUCUCCAAGACCAGAUCAGUUGAGACAAGAGAGAGAGACUGAGAUGGAGGGAACAGGUGUGGAUGAAAAGAAAACAAAUGAGGACCUAAACAAGAAGGAAGAGGACGGUCUGGUUUUACAGAUGAGUGCUGCUGCUCUGAGUGACAACUGCAGUUCUUCUUUUAGGGUUGAGGAGACAGCAGAGAGUUCAUCUCAAAAACAGGAUGAUGGUGCAUGCCUGUAGUGAACACAUUUUAGACUUUUUGUUUCAUUAUGAAGCACUUCAUUGACUAACAAAGAGUAGCUAUGUUGAUAUAUUUUGCAAAUAUGGUAGAUGUGCAGAUGUAUUCAUGCUUCUCCUUAGCCCUACUGGUUAGAGUAAUUUAGAAUCAGUCUUUCUGAAACUGGCCAUUCCAGGUGUCACCACUUUCUGCAUUUAACCUAAUUCUUUUUUCAACCAGAGGUAUUCCUGAUGUAUGGUUAUUGUCUCAUGUGCUUUCUUCAACAACCAUCUUAUCUCCAAACUACCCUGUCUAGCAAAAUUCACAGAAUUUUUGGCAAAUAAUCAGCUGAAGUCCUUUCUUCAGAUCACUCAGCACUGAACCCACAUCCAUUGGUGUCCCAAAAAAUCAUAUACAAAUGACAUAUUAGCAUUACACAAGAAGCAUCAUUGAACUGCCAUUUUUAUCAACUCUGUCAAGUUUUGAUGGUCAACACCACCUACUAGGGUUUGAAAAAACUGUGCUUUGUUUCAGGAUUAGCUGUUUAAAAUAAUCUAAUUUGUACUGACAGAACAUACCAAAUCAGAUUAUUUAAAAAAAUGCUAAUCACAUUAUGUACAACAUCAUCUCCUCUUUGAAUGUCAUGCAUGUCCAUCAUUAUGUGAUGACUCUUUUGCCAAUCAAACCAUACAUUAGUAGAAUAGAGUUAAUGCUUUUGCUGUUUUCACAAAGUCAGUCAAAUGGAUUAUGAAAGUGUCUAAACAGUUGUAGAAUUAUGAGAGUAACAUAAAAUAUUUGCAGAGAAUUAAAUGUACUUAAUGUGUGUGAACACUCUUCAAAUGCAUUUUUCUGUUGUUCUGCAGGAAAAGAAUUAUAAAAAAAGGGUUCUGUUAUGGAUCACCACUAGUUUUGUAUAUUUUGACUUUUUCUAAAAGUCACUCAAGCCUGCAAUGAACUUGGUAAAACUGUUUUUAUGGAAUUCUGUCAGAAACACUCCUAACACUGACGAUCCUCCCUCCCCUGCAGUUUGAUUUCUUGCCAGUGUGAAGCAAAUGGCAAAGUUUUUUUUUUUUUGCUUUUGUGUUGACUUUUUAUGUUUGUUUGUGUUAAUGGGCUUGUAAUUUUUAACACAUUAGAAGAGAAAAACUUUAUUGCUCCUUGAGAACGAAUAAAAAAUUA
This is a messenger RNA of Cheilinus undulatus (humphead wrasse), 3076 nucleotides long. RefSeq names its product ras and Rab interactor 1-like. NCBI's taxonomy places the organism in Eukaryota, Metazoa, Chordata, Actinopteri, Labriformes, Labridae. The record is from RefSeq and is a predicted model, not a curated record. Bases 241 to 1920 code for a protein of 559 amino acids. The transcript is spliced from 7 exons.